Lethenteron reissneri (Far Eastern brook lamprey) is the source of this 2948-nucleotide messenger RNA. It is a transcript of the gene GSKIP, whose product is annotated as GSK3B interacting protein. Gene Ontology annotation, biological process: regulation of canonical Wnt signaling pathway. Gene Ontology annotation, molecular function: protein kinase A binding; kinase regulator activity. Gene Ontology annotation, cellular component: cytoplasm. NCBI's taxonomy places the organism in Eukaryota, Metazoa, Chordata, Hyperoartia, Petromyzontiformes, Petromyzontidae. The record is from RefSeq and is a predicted model, not a curated record.
GGGCGAUUAGAGCCGCGCAUGCGCAGUGAGUCGCGAGCCGUGACAUCUUGAGCCGCGGCACGAGGGUGAGAGGGGAGACGCGGAAAGAAGUCGGACAAGACUGCGGCUGUGCAUCAGCGAUGGAGGGAGACGACUGGGAGACGGAGUGCAAGGACAUGCGCGCAGAGGCCGACGCCAUCAUCAACGAUGUGGUGUUCGCUGUGCGCGCCAUGGCGCUGUCACGAACGCUGCCCAGUUCCGAGUACCUUGCCUACAUCAACGUGGAGACCAAGGAGGGGCAACGCUACUGUGUGGAGCUGUCGGACAUGGGCCUCAAGAUCGUGUCUCACGCCUUUGACCUGGUGGACGACAGCUUUGAUGGGCAGCCCCACGAGACAAUCUACUCCCUGCUCGACACGGUGAGCCCAGCGUACCGGCAGGCGUUCAGCGCCGCCCUGUUUCACCGCCUCGAAGCCCUGCAGCAGGAGCAGCAGGCACAGCAGGCGGACCUAUAAGGGUGUACAUGCGUGUGGCGAAUGCGUAGAUUUGUGGGGGAUGAUCUUUAGAAAAUGCACAGGGGGCCGAGCCAAGUUGACACUGAGAGAGAUGUUUAACCAAACACACAGAAGGCUAGGGCCGCCGUAGUGUUUUUACGACGGAGAUCCAUUUGUAAACUCGUAUUACUUAAGGCCGACGCUGUAAUAAAAAAUGCUAGUGUAGUGUUUAAACAAAUUGGAAAUGUUUACCAUCGUGAAAGUAAACACGGUUAUUUAAUGCAGAAUCACACAGUGCAGUUUACUUAUGGGUUAUUUAAUGAAAAGCACACUUACAAAUGCAGUAUAAGCACAUGAAAACCAUCAGUACACAUUCAACAUUCUGUCAUCCAGUAUAAGUUUGAAGUAUACUUUUAACAUGUAAUGUUUUAUACCGCUACAAUCGUUUUGCAUAAGCCGUACAUAACUUUGCAGUGAAGAUUUCUUCUGUGGCUUCGCAUAUUAAAAAGAAUGUGGAAAAAUGUGUAUGCAAUCAGGUUUGAAAUAAUGCAGAAUAUGUAUCAAUUGUACCAUGGCAUGAGUACAUUUUCAUGAUUCUGCUUUGGAAAUGCCCAGAGCCUUCAUUGCUUGACAUUUAGCCACCCUUUUCAUGCUAACAGUAGUUUCUUAAGAGUUAAUCCACACACCUUGUAAGCGUGCAUGCAUUCGUCACGCCCACAUACCUUUCGGUGAGGGUCAGCUUUGCAAAUGUGCAUCGGACUUGCUCAGCCUGUUUGUGUACUACAGACGAAGCAUGGCUUUGCACUUCACACUGACAUGAAUGAAAUGAUACUGUGCUGGACAUGCCCUUGCAAUUGCAUUUGCAUGGUUUACAUAUGCGAGGGUACGUACGUGUGUCGCUACUCGCCUUAACCGAGUAAAAUUGUUUGCACGAUCCGUUUGGCUGCAGGGUUCUGUGGUCUACUCAUGCGUACAAGCAGUGAAAUAAUUAUUAUAAGUUACAGCUAUUUGUCAAGCCACUACGUGUCAUGUAAGUCAUGGCAGUUGUUGGAUAAUACUUCCCCACACUGGUCACUACGGAUUGAAGGAUGGCCAGGAACCGGUUCGGAUAUCAUUCACCAAAGAUGUUAACCGUGGCCAGGAAUUGACAUCAGGUUGUUCGAUUCUUAGCGCGACGUGCUAACUACUGCACCACCACUAUCUCCCACCUCCGCUCCUGAAUAUGUAUCUUAAUGUUAAUAACCGAAGUCUUUUCACACCACUUCUGGUGUGCAACAGAAUUGAUGUGGCCUCAAUCACAGCAGCCAACUGGUAAGGAACGCAGGAACUCGUUGUUCAAGGGAUCCGUUGUCAUUAUUUACAGCGGCAAUAUCCCACUUUCUCAAACUCAUCAGCUAAUCUAACAUUACUCGUGAUGAUUUGAUUAAAACUACCUCGAGUAUUGCUUCGAGAGUGCUUUUAAGGUCGGGUUUUUUUCGAAACGUCGGUCUUCCCAACCAACCAUGGCCACCUUUGCACGUUUACCAAUCCUCUUCGUUCAAUAAAAAAAUAAUUACACGUUGCAUGCGCAUGAUGGUAAAGAAACAUGUUCCACCACAUUGUUGAUAAUGCUGAUUAAACCAAGACCAUGCUUGUCCCAUACUAUUCAAAUUAAGCGAGAGGUCUUGUGUGUGCACCCCAUGUAAUGUUGAGGGCAAGUGAAAGAGAUCUGAUGAUUGACAUUCACCUGAUGGUUGGUGUUAUCAACGAUUGGUACCACCAAUUAUCAACCACGUGGAGUUCAUAUCGACUUGUUCUUGAAUGGAGACGACUGGCAAGCAUGUGAAGGUGGAUUGUGGUGGGGUUGCAAGGACCGGAAUCGGAAACACCCCAAUAGAUCAUGCAAUUUGACCCCAGUGCUAUGAAGGAAAACUAUUGAAUGUGCUUGCUCAGUAAACUUUAGGAGUUAAAUACUGAUCUACGAUUUGGACGUGGGGCAUACCUUGUGGAGCAUUGCUUCAUGGACAUAGACGUUAACAUAACAUGGAGGCCUUGCUUGCAAUGUCAGAGCACUCCACUGGGAGUGAAACGUACGCCUUGCAUCAUCACUGUCGUAUUUUGAAAGAUGUCCAGCUUUUUUAAGGUGCUGUAUUUUCAUAUGGUUGUUAUUUUGAAUGUACUGUAUUUUUGUAAACAUAACAAUCUUCAUCUUUAUUAAAGCAGUUAUCGAAAUCUUAUUUAACGGGAUGGGGAGGGGAGAUAAAACAUGUAACAUCCAAAUUUGUGACAAGUUUAAUGUAAAAAAUUAAAGGAUUAUGCUGGACAGUAAUUACAAAGGGUACUGAAUUUUACAUGAUUCGUUUAUGUAAAAUAAAUAUUUCCAGUACACUUCUGAGCUCGCGAAUGUAAUUGCUUUGAUUAAAAUCAGAAAUAAGGAUGUGUACUUGUUAAUUUAGUUCUGAGGGAAUAACUGAAAAAAUAAAAAAACUGAACUUG